GCCGGAAAUGAAUAAGAAGGAAGCAAUCUUGAUAAAUUACUCCAAAUCACAUGUCGUUGAGUGGAGUCUAUGGUGCCUCCAGAAGGUCUCUAAAAGUAUCUACAAGACCCAGGUAUUCGCAGUUAAAGUCAGUGACUGCUGGUUGAUUGUGAUUUUCCUCCUCUGAUGAAGAUGACUGUAUGGAUGACAUCCCUCUGAUGGCUGGAAGUGGAAAUAUACAGGACUUCCACAUUGACGAGAAUGACUCGUUGAUGAAGGAAAGAAAGUACCGCAGCUAUCGCACACGCUCACUGGGCUACUUCCUGUCUGAGGGCUGGAUAAAUAUGUGUGCAAGCUGUUGGAGCAGAAUAUUCAGUAGAUGUCGACGGCAGAAGGAAUACAAGCCACGAAACGUCUACAUCGGUCUUGCCACAGGACCACAAGAAAAGUACCCAAGAAAUGUUGUAAAAAAUCAAAAAUACAGCAUCAUUACUUUUAUACCAAAGGUUUUGUUUGAACAGUUCAAGUUUUUCCUCAACCUGUACUUCUUGAUAAUGGCAUGUGCACAGUUCAUCCCAGCCAUCAGAAUUGGCUACCUCUACACAUACUGGGGGCCACUGGGUUUUGUGAUAUUUGUAACAAUGUGUCGUGAGGCUCUGGAUGAUUGGCGCCGCUAUCGACGAGACAAGGAGGCCAACUCCCAGAUCUACAAGAAACUGUGUCGAGAUGGUAUCGUCCGCAUACCCAGCUCUGACAUCCGCGUCGGGGAUCUCAUUAUCGUAGAGAAGGACCAGCGUGUGCCGGCAGACUUGGUGUUUCUGCGGACUACGGAGAAGGAUGGAGCGUGUUUCACCAGGACGGACCAGCUGGACGGGGAGACUGACUGGAAGUUGCGGCUUGCUGUACAGACCACACAGAGGCUGCCAUCAAACGUGGACAUACUAGACAUCUGUGCCCAGGUCCAUGCAGAGAAACCACAGAAACAGAUUCACAAUUUUGUGGGAACAUUUACAAGAACUGACGGGACGGCCUGUGAGGACCCGCUGGGCCUGGAGAAUACAUUGUGGGCAGACACAGUGGUGGCGUCAGGAACAGCACUCGGAGUGGUAAUAUACACUGGGGCAGAGACCAGGAGUGUCAUGAACACCUCACAGCCAAGCAGCAAGGUAGGGCUGUUGGACUUGGAAAUCAACACCCUGACCAAGAUGCUGUUUUUUGCUGUCAUCAUCCUGUCUAUAGUCAUGAUGAUACUGAAGGGAUUUGGAGGUCCAUGGUAUCGCUACCUGUUUCGGUUUAUCUGCCUAUUCUCCUACAUCAUCCCAAUCAGUCUGAGAGUGAACCUGGACAUGGGUAAGGCGGUAUACUCAUGGAUGAUCCAGAGAGACAAGGCCAUCCCUGGCACUGUGGUGCGCAGCUCGACUAUUCCAGAGGAGCUGGGGAGGAUCACAUACCUGCUGUCUGAUAAGACUGGAACACUCACACAGAAUGAAAUGAUUUUCAAGAGGCUGCACCUGGGCACUGUGUCAUUCAAUGCUGAGACGAUGGACGAGGUAAUGGCUCAUUUGAGGACUGCUUUCUCCCAGCCGCCAUCUGGGCAGCUUAUCCAGGCAACACCUACUCGUACAUCAGGUCCAGUUCGUAGGACAGUGGUUACUCGGGUGUUCGAGGCAGUGAAAGCUGUGGCACUCUGUCACAACGUGACUCCGGUGUAUGAGGAGAACGGUGACGCAGCCAGCGACACAGAGGCCGACCAGCAGAUCCGCCAGACUGUCACGUACCAAGCCUCCAGUCCCGAUGAGGUGGCAUUGGUGUCGUGGACGGAGAGCGUGAAGCUGACGCUGGUGAAGCGGGACCUGAGCACCAUGCAACUCCGCACGCCCCAGGAUUCCAUCAUCACAUACUCCAUCCUACAGAUCUUCCCCUUUACCUCCGAGACCAAGAGGAUGGGCAUCAUUGUCAGGGAAGAGCAGUCAGGGGAGAUAAUCUUCUACCUGAAGGGUGCUGAUGUUGUGAUGCAGAACAUCGUCCAGUACAAUGACUGGCUGGAAGAGGAGUGUGGGAACAUGGCAAGGGAGGGACUGAGGACUCUGGUGGUGGCCAAGAAGGUCCUCACUGAGGAACAGUACCAGGACUUUGAGAGUCGCAUCCACCAGGCCCGGAUGUCCCUGCAGGACCGGAACAGCAAGGUGCAGGCAGUCAUCGAGAGCCUGGAGCGAGACCUGGACCUCCUGUGUCUCACCGGUGUGGAGGACAAGCUCCAGGACAACGUCCGACCAACACUGGAGCUGCUGAGGAAUGCUGGCAUCAAGGUGUGGAUGCUGACUGGGGACAAGCUGGAGACGGCUACAUGCAUCGCUAAAAGCUCCAAACUAGUGUCUCGAAUACAAACAUUACACACAUUCAACAACGUGACAGACAGGACGGAGGCUCACUUGGAGCUCAACGCCCUCCGCAGGAAAAAUGAUGCUGCACUUAUCAUUACUGGUGACUCGUUACAGGUGUGUCUGAAGUACUAUGAACAUGAGUUUGUGGAGCUGGCGUGUCAGUGUCCCGCAGUGGUGGUGUGUCGGUGCUCCCCCACACAGAAGGCAGACAUUGUGAAGCUGUUGAAGACGCACACCGGCAAGAGAACAUGUGCCAUUGGUGAUGGCGGCAAUGAUGUCAGCAUGAUCCAGGCAGCAGACACAGGCAUCGGUAUUGUUGGCAAGGAAGGAAAACAGGCAUCCCUGGCUGCAGACUUCUCCAUCACCCAGUUCAGUCAUAUCGGCCACUUGCUGGUCGUGCAUGGCAGAAACAGCUACAAGCGGUCAGCGGCCCUCAGUCAGUUCGUCAUCCACCGAGGCCUCAUCAUCAGUGCCAUGCAAGUGGUCUUCUCGUCUGUCUUCUACUUCGCCUCACUGGCACUCUUCCCAGGAUUCCUCAUUGUGGGAUAUGCCACUAUAUACACAAUGUACAUACAAAUGUCUCAGAUAUGUCACUAUAUACACAAUGUACAUACAAAUGUCUCAGAUAUGCCACUAUAUACACAAUACAAAUACAAAUGUCUCAGAUAUGCCACUAUAUACACAAUACACAUACAAAUGUUUCAGAUAUGUCACUAUAUACACAAUACACAUACAAAUGUUUCAGAUAUGCCACUAUUUACACAAUACACAUACAAAUGUUUCAGAUAUGUCACUAUAUACACAAUACACAUACAAAUGUUUCAGAUAUGCCACUAUAUACACAAUGUACAUACAAAUGUUUCAGAUAUGUCCCUAUAUACACAAUGUACAUACAAUUGUUUCAGAUAUGCUACUAUAUACACAAUCUACAAACAAAUGUUUCAGAUAUGUCACUAUAUACACAAUACACAUUCAAAUGUUUUAGAUAUGCCACUAUUUACACGAUACACAUACAAAUGUUUCAGAUAUGUCCCUAUAUACACAAUACACAUACAAAUGUUUCAGAUAUGCCACUAUUUACAAAAUACACAUACAAAUGUUUCAGAUAUGUCACUAUAUACACAAUACACAUACAAAUGUUUCAGAUAUGUCACUAUAUACACAAUGUACAUACAAUUGUUUCAGAUAUGCUACUAUAUACACAAUGUACAUACAAAUGUUUCAGAUAUGUCACUAUAUACACAAUACACAUUCAAAUGUUUUAGAUAUGCCACUAUUUACACAAUACACAUACAAAUGUUUCAGAUAUGUCACUAUAUACACAAUACACAUACAAUUGUUUCAGAUAUGCUACUAUAUACACAAUGUACAUACAAAUGUUUCAGAUAUGUCACUAUAUACACAAUACACAUUCAAAUGUUUUAGAUAUGCCACUAUUUACACAAUACACAUACAAAUGUUUCAGAUAUGUCACUAUAUACACAAUACACAUACAAAUGUUUCAGAUAUGUCACUAUAUACACAAUACAUAUACAAAUGUUUCAGAUAUGCCACUAUUUACAAAAUACACAUACAAAUGUUUCAGAUAUGCCACUAAAUACACAAUGUACAUACAAAUGUUUCAGAUAUGUCACUAUAUACACAAUGUACAUACAAUUGUUUCAGAUAUGCCACUAUAUACACAAUACACAUACAAAUGUUUCAGAUAUGCCACUAUAUACACAAUGUACAUACAAAUGUUUCAGAUAUGCCACUAUAUACACAAAACACAUACAAAUGUUUCAGAUAUGC
Messenger RNA from Haliotis rufescens (red abalone), 4154 nucleotides. Its product is annotated as probable phospholipid-transporting ATPase IIB. Gene Ontology annotation, cellular component: plasma membrane; endosome; trans-Golgi network. Lineage: Eukaryota; Metazoa; Mollusca; Gastropoda; Lepetellida; Haliotidae. The coding region runs from base 180 to 3788 and encodes 1202 amino acids. Gene Ontology annotation, molecular function: ATPase-coupled intramembrane lipid carrier activity; ATP hydrolysis activity; magnesium ion binding. The record is from RefSeq and is a predicted model, not a curated record. Gene Ontology annotation, biological process: phospholipid translocation; retrograde vesicle-mediated transport, Golgi to endoplasmic reticulum; endocytosis. The transcript is spliced from 24 exons.